AUGACUGAGGAGAAACCGGCUGCAAAAUUUCUACUCUGUAAUGAAGAAAUUGGACGUUGUCCAUCUCCCGAACUUUUCCCUGAAAAAAUACCUGGUGUUUGGGAUCUGAAUAGAACAAUGACGUCGUAUUUAACAGAAGAAAAGCAGAUUCGUUUUCGAACUGAAUUGGAUCCGAAGGAUGUUCGUCUAGUAAAUGAUCUUGGCCAACUCAGUCCUGAUCAGUUGAUGGAAUAUGUUAAAAAGUUGCAAAAUAUCGCGUAUACUGUUGGUCUUGAAGAGGGUUUAUUUUUAUUAUCAUUUUAA
Messenger RNA from Dracunculus medinensis (Guinea worm), 303 nucleotides. NCBI's taxonomy places the organism in Eukaryota, Metazoa, Nematoda, Chromadorea, Rhabditida, Dracunculidae. The record is from the annotation of a GenBank genome assembly.